Messenger RNA from Olea europaea var. sylvestris, 893 nucleotides. RefSeq lists its product as uncharacterized. NCBI's taxonomy places the organism in Eukaryota, Viridiplantae, Streptophyta, Magnoliopsida, Lamiales, Oleaceae. The coding region runs from base 130 to 615 and encodes 161 amino acids. The transcript is spliced from 2 exons. The record is from RefSeq and is a predicted model, not a curated record.
CUUUAACAUAUUCCCCCUUUUUCAUUUUAGAAAUCAGGCCUAGGGUUUCUCAUUUUCAAUUCCACCCCGUUAACUCACAAAACCCGAUAACUAAAUCCCCAAAUCUCUAACCCCUCACUCUCUCCGCCGAUGGCAACCAAAGGUUCGUUGAAAUCAUCGGAACAAUCCGCCGCCAGCGUCACAGACGAGAACAGCAACUCAGGGUUAAGAAAACCGGUGUUUGUUAAGGUUGAUUCUUUACAGCCGGGGACAAAUGGCCACACACUGAUUGUGAAAAUAUUGAGCUCCAACACAGUACUCAGCAAGAAGCCCCGGAAUACGAUGUCGUUCCGUGGAUCCCAGAACCAGAAUACUCGUAUCGCGGAGUGCCUCAUUGGCGACGAAACGGGCACCAUCCUCUUCACUGCCCGUAAUAACCAAGUUGAUCUGAUGAAGCCAGGCAAUACCUUGAUUCUUCGGAAUGCAAAAAUUGACAUGUUCAAGGGGUCCAUGAGGCUAGCUGUUGAUAAAUGGGGCCGCAUCGAGGUUACUGAACCUGCAGAAUUUGUGGUCAAAGAGGACAACAAUCUAUCGCUGGUUGAGUACGAGUUAGUGAAUGUUGUUGAGGAAUCUUGAAACUAAAGCUAUGUUGCUACUAUAACAAUUUACUUGGUGAUUAUUGGGUUUGGUACACGGAUUUCUCUGAAUUAUUUUGAUUUUUAUCGUUUAAGGUAAUUAAAUUAACUCCAUAGGACUAGGAUUAGUUUGGUUUGAUAAUUGGCUCGUCAAAGACUGUCCCUUGAUGGUGUUCCUCAAAUGAUUUAACUAUUAAAAUGAUGAGGUCCACAAGUAGAUGGAACUCUCGAAGCCAUGAUUAUUGAAAACUGUAGUGUCAGCUACAUGUGCUUUGUACA